AUGGCUGCGCAAAUCACUAGAGCUGAGUUUACAAAGGCAACGGAUAAGUUAGAUCAACUUGACAAGAAUGUUGCAAGUAUGCAAAGUGUAUUAGAUGAUAUACAAAAGAAGAUGAACAUUGGAGAUAAGUCUGAUGGUGGAAAAAGAUCAGAAGGUGAAGAAAAAUCUGAUGCCGAGAACAAGUCACAGGAAGAAGGAAAGCAUUAUAGGUCCAGAUAUGCUUCACGAGAAGAAAAGAAGUUCAAAAUAGACGAGUUAUUAGACUGGUUUUAUGAAGUUGAAUCUUUUUUCGACUUUAUGGAUGUACCAGAACGAACUCAUGUGAAGCUAGUAGCUUACAAACUCAAGGGAGGAUCUGCUGCUUGGUGGUAUAAAGUUGGUGAAGAUCGUAAAAAUUUUGGUGCAAGGUUAGUAGACGAGUAUGUGUCUGAAUUUUACAGUCUGAUAGCGCGUAAUGAGCUUAAAGAAAGUGAUGAACAACUUGUAGCAAGGUUUAUUGAAGGUUUGAAUCGAGUGAUUCAAGAAGGAAUGACUCAAACAGUUUACACCAUGGAUGAAGCAAUACAACAGGCAGUCAGAAUUGAACGUCGAGUUUUUGGUGCUACAAAGUUUCCUGUUAAACAAAGUCCAAAAUUUCAAGGUAACUUCAGAACUUCUCCUUCAUAUUAUAAUUACAGUGAGAUCUCUUCUUGUCAAGAUGAUAUCCCUGGUAGACAACAAUUUCGAUCUACCAAUUUUACUAAUUCUCCAACACCCAAAAAUCCUUCACAUAUUCUUCCUAUUCCGCUUGAGUUUCAGUCUGUACAACCAUCUCAAGCUACUACUUCCAUACCAAGUAGUCAAGAGGAUUUAAAAAAGUAUAAUGGUUUAGUUAACGAUACUUCAAGGGAGUCGGAAGAAUCUGAUGUUGAUGAGACUAUUGAAGUAGAUGAAGUUGGUCAGAUGUAUGGAGAUCAUUAUAUUGGAGUGAUUCGACCAUUAUUAUUUUUUAAAUCUUCUUAUUCUCAGCGAAAUAGUAUUUUCAAGACUAAAUGCUCACUUGGAGGAAAAAUAGUUGAUAUGAUUAUAGACAGUCGAAGUAUGGAUAACUACAUUGCAGUUGAUGUAGUUAAGAAUUUGGGUUUACCAGUGACUCCACAUCCUCAACCUUAUUUUGUUGUUUGGGUAAAUAGUUUUUCAUCUGAAAAUAUAACACAUAAGUGUCUUGUUCGGUUCUCGUUCAUUGGAUAUAUAGAUGAAGUUUUAUGUGAUGUAAUCAAUAUGAAUGCAGCACAUUUACUUCUUGGAAGACCUUGGCAAUACGACGUACGUGUUGUUCGUAAUUGUUUUGAAAACACGUAUACUUUCUAUAAGGAUGGGAAGAAAAAAGUUGUAAUUCCUUCAAGGUCUGUCAUAGUUUAUAAAGAACACAGUGAUGGGAAGACUAGUGCUUUGGUGGCUUCUAUUGUCAAGUCUUUGCAUUCUCAAACACUAAGUUCGCAUGAAGUCUUUAAAGCAGAGGUGGAAAUUCCAACAAGGAUACAGUCAUUACUUCAGCAAUAA
Messenger RNA from Papaver somniferum (opium poppy), 1542 nucleotides. RefSeq lists its product as uncharacterized. Lineage: Eukaryota; Viridiplantae; Streptophyta; Magnoliopsida; Ranunculales; Papaveraceae. The transcript has 4 exons. The coding region runs from base 1 to 1542 and encodes 513 amino acids. The record is from RefSeq and is a predicted model, not a curated record.